AUAAUUUGCAGCGAAACCAGUUGUCACUCGAUGGUGCAGUGGAACGAGAGAGGCGAGGUCGUUUCGGGCAUCUGCAUCUGCAAUUAUCCGAACGUGCCGUCGGUGAUUCCGGAAGAUUGGGUAAAUUGGUUGUACGCGUUGUACAGGCCGCAACAAGUGUCGGAAAAGAACUCGAUGUUCGUGCACAUGCUCGUCUGGGACAGCCGAUACACCGGCCACUUCUUCGAAAAACUCCUGUGCGGAUUGUUCGAUGUCACCUCGUAUUUGGAAUACGUACUCAUCGUGAUUCCUCCUCGGAUCAUUCUCAACGAGAAUAUUAUUUUCGAGAAACAGAUGAUCAGGAUUCCGUUAAAUUCUGAGAAUGACCAUCCCUCGUACCAGUCCGUGUACAUGAGCGAUCGUUUUCUGAAAAAGCCAAGGUUGAAAAUUCGCCGCGUAGUGGAAGAGGAUAACGACGACGUGGUGUCGAUCAUCGACGCCGAAACGCCUCUGUUGAAAGAGUUUUACGGUGAAUUUUACGUGAGCGAGAUGGUUCGUAACCCCGACGGUUGUCGAAAAUUGAUCAUCUCCGAGGAGGACGACAGGGCAACCGGUGUGAUGUUCAUUAACAAGAACAUAGACGUGGACACACUGAUGAAGAAUUUCCAGUUGGUACCGUACAACGGCCUUAAAAAACCCCACAAGAAAGAUCUACUCCCGGAGGAAUAUAUGAGGCCUGACAGCGAGACGUUCUUCUCCUUUUUCACAAAGAAAUCUUGGGAUAUUGAUUCGGAAGGAUCCUCCGUGAUAAUUUCUCCGGAAGAAAGCGUGGAAGAGAUCGUAGAACAGGCAGAACAACCGGUGGAAAUAAAAGAUGAAAAGAUGGAUCCGUCGACGAUAAGUUUCAUCAAUGAUCUUGCAGGGAUAACUCGUCAAUUUAGCAUGUACUACGAGUCGAAAAUGGAGUCGAGCGCGUUCGUCGAGUCGUUGUUCCACGNUUCCACGACAGACGAUGGUUACCAGCAUAAUCGAGGACAUACAAUUGGAGGACAUCUAUAUUCCCGAACAGCCGGUUUACCACGGUCAAGUGAACGCGUUCGUUCUCGAGAUUUUCGCGAUGAAACAGAAAAUGAAACUUCGGGAAAGCAGGAAUUUCAUCGAGGCCGCGUUCGAGAGCUUUCCCGAUUUGGAAUAUUGCGUGAUCCUUUUGCCCUCCAAUCACGUUUUCAUGCCUCUGCUCCAUCAUUUCGUGCGGGUGUCUCCGAAGUGCAACAAAGAUUUUCCAAUGAGUUUGUAUGUAACGCAUCGUGCCGCUCUUCUGGGUAGGAUAUCGCUCCGCGCUGGCAAGCCUCUCGACAAGUUCUUAUUGAAGAAAUUUUUAAAAAGGAUUCGAAAAUCGGAGUAUGUUCUGCACGAUUUCGAUAGAGCGACGAUUAAGAAACGAUCGGACAUGUAUUCUUACAUCUUCAAGUGGAACAACAUAAUUAUCGGUCUUAUAAUUAUUUGGUAAACCUAUGGAAAUUUAUUCCUUUUUCUUUCUACGAAAUUUUUGAGAGAAAAUAGUUUGAAAUGAUGAAUUCGACACCAGCGUCGAGAACGAGACCUCGUACAUCAAGCGACGUUAUCACAUCGAGGAUUACAUAGCGAUACAAAAUAUUCCACCCAACGCUUACGCCCGUAUCCUCCAUUUCAUCCUAAUGCCAAUCUUCUCCAUUCACAUACCAUUCAUCAUCAGCGAGAUUUCACGUCUGAGCGGCUUCAUUGUUUUUUACUAUCGACUCGAGCAGAGCUCGUUGAGCACGCUGGUAAAAAAAAAAAA
This is a messenger RNA of Apis dorsata (giant honeybee), 1798 nucleotides long. RefSeq names its product cilia- and flagella-associated protein 61-like. The record is from RefSeq and is a predicted model, not a curated record. Bases 31 to 1305 code for a protein of 424 amino acids. NCBI's taxonomy places the organism in Eukaryota, Metazoa, Arthropoda, Insecta, Hymenoptera, Apidae. The transcript is spliced from 7 exons.